Molecule: messenger RNA, 1042 nt
Organism: Mangifera indica (mango)
Lineage: Eukaryota; Viridiplantae; Streptophyta; Magnoliopsida; Sapindales; Anacardiaceae
Product: pathogenesis-related thaumatin-like protein 3.5
Exons: 3
Coding region: 36-884 (282 amino acids)
Biological process (GO): defense response
Cellular component (GO): extracellular region
Source: RefSeq, a predicted model, not a curated record
UAUCAAAAGAUUGUGAGAGAGGUUUACAGAAAGAGAUGGCAAUAAAUGAUUUUCUUUUGCCACUUUUUUUAACUCUAGUUAUAGCUUCGUCAGGGGCAAGAUGGGCCGAAUGUGCAAGAAUUUUCACAAUCGUAAACUCUUGCAAGGAAACAGUCUGGCCUGGAAUCACCCCAGGCGACAAUUUCAACGGCGGGGGAUUUGCUCUAAAGUCAGGCCAAUCAAUCGUCUUCAAAGCCCCGGUGGGGUGGAGUGGGCGAAUAUGGGGUCGAUCGGGUUGCAAAUUUGACAAAAAGGGCAAUGGCACAUGCCAGACAGGAGCCUGCGGCACAGCCCUACAAUGCGGAGCCUCGGGUGCCACCCCAGCAACCCUGGCUGAGUUCACCCUUGCGCAAUUGGACUUCUAUGAUGUUAGCCUCGUCGAUGGCUUCAAUUUGCCCGUCACUGUCACCCCGAUAAACGGUAAGGGAAAUUGCAGCGUUGCUGGUUGUGAUGGCGACAUGAGAGCCAGCUGCCCCUCCGAGCUUGCCGUUAAAGCCAACGGAAAAGUCGUCGCCUGCCGAAGUGCAUGCGAUGUGUUUAACACGGAUGAAUAUUGUUGCAGAGGCGUUUAUGGAAACCCUAGAACUUGUCAACCAACUUAUUAUUCAAAAAAAUUUAAACAAGUCUGCCCUACUGCAUAUAGUUAUGCUUAUGAUGAUCCUAGCAGUAUUUUUACUUGCUCAGGAACUGAUUAUGUUAUCACUUUCUGCUCUUCCGGGAAGCGGCCAGUUUGCACUUAUCAUAACAACAAGCUCUUCUGCAGCGGCUCCAAAUCGAUGAUUAAUAGACGAUGGCAUGUGAUGAUUGCCGUAGUAUUAACGGCUACCUUGUGGAUAAUUUCUUGAAGAAUUAUUUUGUUGUAAAUUUGAAUUUGUUAAUUUUUUUUUUAAUUCUGGAAAAGAAACAGUACAGCGAUUGUGAUUAUUUAUAAUUCUGUACGUUGAUUUUUAAACCGCCCGCAUUGUCAAAGAAAAACAGAUUUAAUGUUAUUCUUUUACUAAGA